CCAUCUCUACCUUGGCUCUGUCCCCUGCACCUCUUCAAAGACAAAGGAGGCCCUCCAUCAGCACUCAGUCUCUCCACGAGUCCAGCACGGGAAGCACCACGAUGCCGGACACAAUCAUGUCCAAGGAGCCCACUUCCAACCUGGAGAGUGCCAUGCAGAUGCUCAUAAAGACCUUCCACAAAUACUCAGGGAAGGAGGGCGACAAGUACACGCUGAGCAGGGGUGAACUGAAGGAGCUGCUACUAGAGGAGCUGGGGAGUUACCUAGGGAGCACCAAAGAUAAUGAAGCAGUUGAGAAGGUGAUGAACGACCUGGACGCCAACAACGACGGGGAGGUGGACUUCACCGAGUUCAUCAUCCUGAUGGGCGCCCUCACGGUUGCCUGCAACGACUUCUUCCUGGAGUUUAAAACAGAUGACAAGCCGGCGGAUGGGAGCAAAGGCGAGUCGGCGGAGAAGAAAGCUUGAGUCGGCGCGCGCGCGCGAGAGAGAGAAGAGAGUGGUGGGGGGACAAGAAGAGGAGGAGGCCGAGGAGGAGGGGAAAGAGCUGUAAAUCAGGGGAUACAGAGGACAGGGUCGGAAUGGAUAUUUGUUUGGAGGUUCAGCAGGAGUAGAGUUUUCUGCAAACAGUUUUGUCAUACUACAAGCACAGCCAGAGCAAGCAGCGAGUAACUUUACGUACAGGAUUAUUCCAACUCAAAUCCAGCAGAUUAGACAGUUUCCUGUAUGUUCUGAAUAAGGCACUGGGAAGAGAGGAAGUUGGAUUUUUGCAGAAUGCACACCAGGAUGUUGAAUGAAUAACUUGUGAACAUAGAUCAAUAUACGUUGUAGAUGAUCAUAUCGUUGUAUGUACUCAGUGUUUAAAAAUAGAAUAUGAUUGAUCCACUUUCUUGCGCCUAUUUUGUAAUCCUUUUUUGGUAAUAAUAACCAAUGCAUCCUUCGAAAUAUUAAACACGGCAUUUAACCAAU
Scophthalmus maximus (turbot) is the source of this 968-nucleotide messenger RNA. RefSeq names its product S100 calcium binding protein S (gene s100s). The transcript is spliced from 4 exons. Bases 102 to 467 code for a protein of 121 amino acids. Gene Ontology annotation, molecular function: calcium ion binding. The record is from RefSeq and is a predicted model, not a curated record. NCBI's taxonomy places the organism in Eukaryota, Metazoa, Chordata, Actinopteri, Pleuronectiformes, Scophthalmidae.